Psylliodes chrysocephalus is the source of this 706-nucleotide messenger RNA. Lineage: Eukaryota; Metazoa; Arthropoda; Insecta; Coleoptera; Chrysomelidae. The record is from the annotation of a GenBank genome assembly.
CCAACACCGCUUGUCAUAUAAGUCAAAGUCAAAUGUAUUUUUUUAUCUAUUCAUGUUUGUUUAUCGUCACCGAGAUAUUUCAAAAAUAAGAAUGCGUUUUUAGAUAUUAUUAUGAAAAUAAGAUGACAAACGAAACCAAAAUCCCCGAGGAAAUUUUAAAAGGUUUUCAAAUUAAUUGGAUUUGUCUAAGAGAUGCAGACGGUGGUAAAAUUUUCUGGCAAGGUUCUGAAGAUUUAAGUUUUCCCGAAGUGGAACAUGAAGCUAGAGUACCUAAAAACAUCCUCAAAUGUCGUGCAGUAUCUAGAGAGUUUAACUUUAGCUCCAAGGAACAGAUUGACAAAUUCAGGUUGGAACAGAAGAUUUUAUUUAAAGGAAGGUGUCUUGAGGAGUGGUACUUUGAAUUUGGUUUUGUUAUGCCAGAGUCGACAAAUACAUGGCAAUCUAUUAUGGAGGCCGCACCAGAGUCUCAAAUGAUGCCUGCAUCUGUAUUAAACGGCAAUAUAGUGAUUGAAACCAAAUUUUUUGAUGAUGAUCUCUUAAUUACCACAUCGAGAGUGCGUUUAUUUUAUAUAUAGAAUUAGAACUGUAUUUAUUUUGAACUAAGUGUUUAAAUUUAAGGUAUUUGUUAUGAUUAAAAUCACUUCGAUAUCAACUGAGGUAUAAGUAAUUGAAAUUUGUAAUUUUGAAUAAAUAAUUUGUAUAAAAA